This is a messenger RNA of Helianthus annuus (common sunflower), 660 nucleotides long. RefSeq lists its product as uncharacterized. Lineage: Eukaryota; Viridiplantae; Streptophyta; Magnoliopsida; Asterales; Asteraceae. The record is from RefSeq and is a predicted model, not a curated record. Bases 1 to 660 code for a protein of 219 amino acids. The transcript has a single exon.
AUGAGUAUCAAAGCCGCACCAUUCGAAGCAUUAUAUGGCCGUAAGUGUCGAUCUCCGGUAUGCUGGGCAGAACUAGGUGACAAACAACGGUUAGGUCCUGAGUUAGUUCAAGAAACUACCGAUAAAAUAUUCAAAAUUCGAGACCGUAUCAAGGUGGCUCGAGACAGACAGAAAAGCUACGCGGACAGACGCCGCAAACCAUUGUCCUUUGAGGUUGGAGACAAGGGGUUGCUAAAAGUCUCGUCGUGGAAAGGCGUAGCUAGAUUCGGUAAGCAAGGGAAGCUUAGCCCGAGAUACAUAAGACCAUACGAAAUCUUGGAAAAGAUUGGAAACGUCGUCUACAAGUUAAAACUGCCAGAAACACUCAGUAGCGUUCACGACACUUUUCAUGUGUCGAAUUUGAAAAGGUGUCUUUCGGAUGAAACAAUUAUUAUUCCCCCGUACGGAAUCCAUGUAGACGACAAACUCCAUUUCAUCGAAGAACCUGUUGAGGUUCUGGUUUCAAAGAUUUACAAAACGAGGAGAAGUCGUAUCAGACUAUUCAAAGUCCGGUGGAACUCGAAACGAGGACUCGAGUUUACAUGGGAACGAGAAGACAAAUUCAAAAAGAAGUACCCUCAUUUGUUUAAGAAAGUCCCAACGAAGAGUAACGCAAUCUAA